Oryzias latipes (Japanese medaka) is the source of this 5471-nucleotide messenger RNA. RefSeq names its product spire-type actin nucleation factor 1b (gene spire1b). Gene Ontology annotation, cellular component: cytoplasmic vesicle membrane; cell cortex. Lineage: Eukaryota; Metazoa; Chordata; Actinopteri; Beloniformes; Adrianichthyidae. Gene Ontology annotation, molecular function: actin binding; microtubule binding. Gene Ontology annotation, biological process: Golgi vesicle transport; actin filament network formation; polar body extrusion after meiotic divisions. The record is from RefSeq and is a predicted model, not a curated record.
GAGGAGGAGGAGGAGGAGGUAUAGAAGAACAGAUCAUGUGAUGAAGGAGGAGAAGCUGAGGCUCUCACUGCGCAGACUCGGAUCAUCAGAGCCGGACUGACGCCUCAGCCUGACCUGGUGGAGCAGCCCCGCCAGGAGUGCAGCAGCAUCGAUGCCCCCGCGCCUCCUCCUCCUCUCGGGCCUGGAGCUGCUCUCAUCUUCGCUCCUCCUGCGCUGAGAGAAUGAAAGGAUGGCGGAGCGGCGACCGACGGAGGCUGCCGCCGCGCGCCGGGAGGAGCAGCAUCAGCAUCCGCGGAGCGGCAUGAGCUCCGCGGAGGAGGACCUGCCUUUGGAGGAGAUUCUGCAGCUGUACAGCCAGCCCAUCAACGAGGAGCAGGCAUGGGCGGUGUGCUACCAGUGCUGCCGGACGCUGGCGACGGGACACCCGGACCGGAGGAGCGCGGCGGCCACCGGAGCCUCACCGGCGGCAGCUCCGCGCAGGAUUUCAGGACCGCGGGAUGUUCGGAUCCAGAGGGACGGGUCUGUGAGGAUGGACUACCAGGACUGUGAAGGUAAACACAGUCCUUGCACAAGAGCCGAGGUGAUCGAGUCUUUGGGCAUCAUGAUCUACAAAGCUCUGGACUACGGUCUGAAGGAGAAUGAGGAAAGGGAGCUGAGUCCUCCUCUGGAGCAGCUCAUUGACAUCAUGACCAACAUGGUUGUGGCUGAGAAGGAGGCCUGUCCCGAUGAGGGCUAUGAAGCCACAGAGGAAGAGGACGAGGCUGAAGAUGACCCAAACAUCAUCACUGCUGCUCGCAGCUACAGCGAUAUCCUGAAGCUUUGUACGGCUCACUUGCCCAGCCCCUCGGAUGCCCCCAGCCACUACCAGGCUGUUUGCCGAGCACUCUACACAGAAACCAGAGAGCUCAGAACUUUCCUGCAGAAGAUCAAGAGUGCCAAAGAGAACCUCCGUAAGAUGGAGACCUCAGAGGAGCCUGUGCGUGACCUGAAUGAGCUCCAGAAUGCAGACUGGGCUCGGUUCUGGGUCCAAGUGAUGAGGGACCUUCGUGAAGGAGUCAAGCUAAAGAAGGUGCAGGAGCGACAGUACAACCCUCUGCCCACCGAGUAUCAGUUGACUCCCUAUGAGAUGCUCAUGGACGACAUCCGGUUCAAACGCUACAAGCUGCGCAAAGUCAUGGUCAAUGGAGACAUCCCACCGAGACUGAAGAGGAGCGCUCAUGAGGUCAUUCUGGACUUCAUCAGGUCCAGACCUCCUCUGAACCCUGUUUCGGCUCGAAAACUGAAGCCUCAGGCGCAACCUCCCCCCACUCUACAUGAGCGGAUCCUCAAGGAGAUCAAGUCAGAGAGGAAACUUCGGCCGGUGUCGCCUGAUGAAGUCCGCAGGGGCAGGCUGGGUUUUGGCAAAACGCGCAGUAUGCCACAGGAUUUGUUCCGUACAGGAUUAGAUGGGUUCAGCCCCUACAUGGGCAGGAGGACGUCCAGCUCUCUGUCCCUCACCAAUGGCUCAGCAUCUCCCAGAGUGCAGCCCUCCGGUUCUCAGUCGGUUCCUCAGAGGAAGAGGCUCCUGAAGGCUCCCAGCCUGGCUGAGCUGGACAGCUCCGACUCCGACGAUGAACUUCCUUCCCCCAAAUCAGGAAGCAGCUCCAGUGUUGCAACAUCUUUGAUGGACGACACGUCCCCAGAGUCUGCAGUGGGGAAGAAAACUCCACCCAAGUUCCUGCCCAUCUCCUCCACACCUCAACCGGAGAGGAGACAGACCCCCCAGAGGAGACACUCCAUUGAAAAAGAGACGCCCACUGAUGUGCGGCAGUUUCAGCCGCCGUCCAAGCAGAACUCCAAGUCUCUGGAGGAGUUCUCCUUCCCUGUGGAGUGUCUGUCUCUGACCGUGGAGGAGGUGAUGCACAUCCGACAGGUUUUGGUGAAAGCAGAGCUGGAGAAGUUCCAGCAGUACAGAGACGUCUACCACGCCAUGAAGAAGGGAAAGCUUUGCUUCUGUUGUCGAACCAAGAGGUUUUCUUUCUUCACCUGGUCCUACACCUGCCAGUUCUGCAAAAAGCCAGUGUGUUCUCAGUGCUGUAAGAAGAUGCGGCUGCCUUCCAAACCAUACUCCAGUCUGCCUAUCUACUCCAUUGGCUCCACCAACACUCUCCCCCGAGACAGAGUCGGCGCCAUGGCCGCUGUGGGGCAGGGACUCUUCGUGGCCCCAGAGCCGGGGCAGUCAGCAGCAGCGGCAUCCCCAGCUUCAACAGGAGCAGCCAAAGGAGCGUCUAAAGCAGCAGGAAAAGCAAGAGGAGCUGCUAAACCCGAUAAAUCCUCCGAGGGCUCGCAGCGCCACAGCAUUCACAAGACCAUGGCCAGGCUUUCCAAGCACAGCUCUCUGAAGUCUCAUGAAGAGCUGGAGCUUCCGUCGGAGCUGACGGAGGACUGGGCCACCAUGGAGGUGUGCGUGGACUGCAAGAAGUUCAUCUCUGACAUAAUCUCCUCCAGCAAGCACAGCCUGUCUCUGGCCACCAAGAGGGCUCGACUAAAGCGCAAGACGCAGUCCUUCUACAUGUCGUCCCCUAAAGGCAGGGAGGAGUACCGGCCCUCUGAGCGAACAAUCAAGGAAAUCUGAAGCUGCAAAAACUGCUGACGGCGCAUCUCUGACGGCCCGCUUUGGUCCAGACCGCAGAGCACAGCAGCCUCAAACAGCAGCGGGCUGCAGGGGCAGAUGCAUGAACACUGCCUGAUGCACAGACUGCUCUGUGAUGGGUUCAAGUUCUGCAUCUAUCAGUGUGCACACACAUCAGUUUGAACUGGAUAAGGAAGAAAAAAAACCAGAGUUUUGAACACUAUCUUUGAUUUCAUUUAUUUUUUUACUGUGUACUUUUAUGGGUGCAGAAUUUAGCCACACUUGCCAAUCAUUUGUUUAUUUAUAAUUUUAUUUACUGUUUAUGUUUCAAUUUAAAUGAAUUAAAUGUAACCAACGUUGCUCUGUCCUCCCUUUACACUCCUGGAUGAAAAUGAGAGCACCUCUCAUGUAAACUCCUCAGCAUCCAGACAGAGUUUAUACAGCUAAGCCCAGGUCCUGGCAGGACUUCUCCUUCACAAAUGUCAUUUAUUUGAAAAACUAUCCUGACCUCAGUGGACAUUUGACUGAACUCAGCAUCCAAAGCAGAUGCCAUGGGGACCGACGUCCACAUUUAAAGACCGUGUCACACAGCCACUAAGUACAUUUUGGGCCUAUCGCACAGAUGAAAAUUGGUCAUCCGCGAAUUUAUUUGGAAAAAGUGAGAAACGUUGUGGGCAAUAUGGGAAAAUUUCACAGAUGGAUCAGGAAUGAACCACGUUAAAACCAUUGAAGUAUGAAUAAACCACACAACGCAGAACAUGAACCGUGUGUGAUUAUUGCGCUGUUUAUACGCAAUUUAUUUAUGAUCUGUGCGUCAAUUACAUAAUUUUAACGCAUGUUUGUCGUAUACGUGACAUAAAAGUCAUACGUCGUUGGUACAUGCGUGAAAAGUCCAUCAGACUUAGGUGGAACGGUCGUGGAAAGCCACAAACUUAUGUAUGCAUCUCUUAAAAAUCACGCACACUUGCACAAGAUUUACGUAAUAAUUGCGUAUAAACUACGUGAAUUACGCAUAGACUGUGUGAUUCUCAACUGACCCAAAAUUUUGAACUGCUUAAAACCGAAUUCACAUAAAGACCCGUCGGCUUAAACCCUUGAGUCACAUCUGCACACAUCGAUGAUCGACGAACACAAGAAACACUUAUGUACAUAGAUCAUGCAUGUAUCACGAAAAACCAAAAUUUCAGAUGUGCAAAAUGCUUAAAAUGUAGGCUGUGACUGUGUGACACGGCAUUGAAUAAAGCACAAAACAGAGGAGACCCCAACGCUCACUGACCUUUGUAUGAUGCUGUGCUUGUUUUAUAACUCAUAAUUUAGUUUUUUACAUGCAUGCAGGUUUGGUAAAUGAUGGAUUUCUUGAAAAUUGGAUUUCUGCUGAGGAUGCUCAGACUCUUUGCAGCACCUGUAAGCACAGCUAAAAGCUUAUUUCAGAUAGAUUUCAAGGAGCCUAUUUUUUAACCCCUUAAAUUUAGACCAUGAAUCUAUCAACUUAUUAUGCUAAUCGGUGCCAAAUAACCCCCCCAGUUUCUCCGUUCUGCAGAAGUGUUGCAGUCAUCUCCCACUCAGUAAAGCUCAUAUUGUAAUUUUAACAAGUAAAAUGUGUAAAAUCCAAAUUCAAAAGUAGAUUUAGGAGGUUUCCCUUUAAAUUUGGUACGUUGAUUCACUGCACUUUGACGGCCGGGAUAAACUCCCAGAAGGCAUCAUUUCAUAGGAAGUGUAUCAGACGUGCAGCACAGGCUGAGCUGCUUUUUAGGAACAGAAAAUGUUCCGUCAGUGCUGUAGUCUCAUCAGUAACCAUUGUAAAUCAUAGAGACAAAAGGAUUUUGUGAGUUAACAGGUGGAUGUUGUUUUGCCUUUUCAAAAUGUGAUUUAACUUUAAUCAUGUCUUAACUUUUGCUCACAGAUUUGUGUUGUGGAGUCAUGAAAGUUAUAGCAAGAUGCCUCCGAUGGUAAAACUGUUCAACACUCAAGGAAAAGUCUUUUUCAGAUGCCUUUAAACGUUCUGUUCGUCAUCUGAAGCGUCACUCUCAUCUGCAUUCAUAUUUUUACUGUUAACAUUCUUCAUCUUCCUUUUAAGAUACUUCUGCCUUAAAAGUUGCCUUUUUGGACACGUUUCUGUUGAGCCGGUUCAUGUUUUGUCUCUGAUGCUGGGGGGGGGGGAGCUCUCCCUGCAGGCAGACGGGGACAGACAGAUUCAUGCAUGUACUGCAGCGGAGCUGGUAUUCAGUCUGCCGUGAACCUUUAACGCCCUGCAGAGAGAAGCAAAUGGUGACUACAGAAAUAAACUUUAAUGCAAUAAUUCUUGUGGUUUGUUUUAACUGUUCAAAUUUAAAAUAAAUCUUAGAAGUCCUGAAAAUGUUCUGUUUUUGUCUGAGUUAGCGUGUUUAAGAUCAUCUAAGAGACAUUUGGGUUGGUCUGAUAUACAUUUACAUGUUAAAAAUUGAAAGAUUUAUUUAUUUAGCAACAAACCAAUGUCCGUUUUGUUAGGGAAACCUGGAAGGUCUCUAAAAGGUGUUGAAAAAAAUGUUAGUAUAAGAACAGUUUACUCUGUUUCUUCAUGGCUGGGGUCCCAGUUCAGCGACUGCUGUUUUUUUCUUUUAUGUUUUUUUUUUUUUGUAUAAAUAUUAAUUUACAUUUUUAUGACUUUGUAUAACUCUAUUAUUAUUGUGGCUGGCAGCUGUUACUGCAAGGACAACAUUGUUUUUGUAGAUGGAAAAAAACUAAAAAAGAUACAAAAAGCCCUUAAAUGUCCUCAAAGGAAAGGAAUAAGCCCAAACAGACAUGAACAGAAGCUUUGCUUCCACUGAAAUAGCGAUAAUAAAUUUGCCUAAUGGAAAAACGACAAUUAAAAAAAAAAAAA